Messenger RNA from Ruditapes philippinarum (Manila clam), 2009 nucleotides. RefSeq names its product peptidyl-prolyl cis-trans isomerase D-like. The record is from RefSeq and is a predicted model, not a curated record. Gene Ontology annotation, biological process: protein peptidyl-prolyl isomerization; protein folding. Gene Ontology annotation, molecular function: peptidyl-prolyl cis-trans isomerase activity; protein binding. Bases 96 to 1241 code for a protein of 381 amino acids. The transcript has 11 exons. NCBI's taxonomy places the organism in Eukaryota, Metazoa, Mollusca, Bivalvia, Venerida, Veneridae.
AUAGAGAGUAGUUUCCCUUUAAAGCCGGCGUGAAUUACAUAUUUUUAUUUUUUUCCUCGUUUGGGACAAAAUAUACGUUCAAAAUAUAAACCAAAAUGACCGAAAGUGUAAAAGAGAGUGUACCUGUUCAAGAAACAACGAAGGGGGAAAAUCCACGUGUUUUCUUUGACGUUGAAAUCGGCGGCGAACCAGCUGGUAGAAUAUUGUUUGAGCUAUUCAAAGAUGAAGUUCCAAAGACUGCUGAAAAUUUCCGUGCUUUAUGUACAGGCGAGAAGGGCACUGGCCCGUCAGGCAAACCUCUUCAUUACAAAGGAUCUAUUUUUCAUAGGAUAAUUAAAGAUUUUAUGAUACAGGGUGGUGAUUUUACCAAUGCUAACGGAACUGGAGGAGAAAGUAUCUACGGGGAAAAAUUUGAAGAUGAGGGAUUUACUUUGAAGCACGACAUUCCUGGUUUGUUAAGCAUGGCAAACGCUGGUCCAGAUACAAAUGGGUCUCAGUUCUUUAUAACAACUGUACCUACCCCUCAUCUUGAUGGUAAACAUGUUGUGUUUGGUAAAGUUCUCAAGGGAAUGAGUCUUGUAAAAACAUUAGAGAAUAUUGAGAAGGAAGGAGAGAAACCUAAGAAGGAAUGUAGGAUAGCAGACUGUGGAGAGAUAUUACCAGGAGAGGAUGAUGGUUGUGUUGUAGAUGACGGUACAGGAGACAAACAUCCAGACUGGCCAGCAGAAUGUGACAUUGACUUUAAUGAUAAAGAAAAUAUUGAUAAAGUUCUAGAAAUAUGUGCUGAAAUAAAAGCAAUUGGAAAUACGCAGUACAAGGAUAAGAAUUUCUCUUUAGCCAAAAUAAAGUACAGUAAAGCUUUAAGAUAUUUAGAAAAAUUAGAAGAUAGUGAUGUUGAUAUAGAAGAAGAAAAAAUGAAGGUUGUAGAAAAUACAUACAUCAUUCCAUUACACCUUAAUUUGGCAGCAUGUAAACUACAGUUAAAGGAUUACAGCGGAACAGUGGAGGACUGUGAUGAGGUGUUAUCAUUAUCAGGGGAGAAUGUUAAAGCAUUGUUUAGGAAAGGACAAGCUCUUGUUAACUUAAAAGAUUGGGACAAAGCCGAGGAUGCUUUAAAGAAAGCAAUAGCUUUAGAACCAAAUGAUAAAGGUAUAAGACGAGAAUUAGAGAAGACAAAGAAAGCCAUGCAGGAAGAGAAAGUCAAGGAGAAACAAAUGUAUGCUAGAAUGUUCUCAUCAUGACCACCUGUAUCUUAGUUCCUCGUUAACAUUACCAAACAUUGACAACAUACAUGUACUACAUUAAUACACUUCUACAUGUAACUGUACAACAAUAUGCACUCUACACAAUUAACACACAGUCUAUUUAUAUGGACUAUUUUUGCAUUGAAUUUUAUGUAUGUUUUACAUUGUUUUGAAUGUUUUAUGAAUUAUAUACUGGUAAAUUGGGUCUUGAUAAUUAAGGUAGACACUAAAGAGGAACAAAAUGUACACCACAUGUUUAUCAUAAUACUGUAUGAUGGUAAUUUUAGUAAACUAUAUUGAUGUUUUUGUAGCUAAUUUUUAACUCGAGAGUAGAAGUUUAAUAAUAUUGAUAAAUGUCACAAAUUUGUUCGCAGCCAAAAUGUUAAUGAUCAAAAAUGUUAGUUUCUAUACAUAUUUUACACUUUUGUACUGCCAUUUUUUAUACAUUGAUGAAUUCAAUUUUAAACAGACAUGUAAUAAUCAAGACAGGUGAUGUUUAUUUUUAUUCUGAAUCUUCGAUGCUAAAUUUCUUUGUAAUAACUGUUCAUAUAGUGUCCUGUAAAUCUUGAAUGUAAUUUAACUAUAUAGUCCCAGUUUGUUAUUCUAAGAAUCAGUUAAUUUGAUCAAGUUUUAAAUUUCUAUUUUAAUAUUUUUGUUGAUUGAGAACACUGUAUUUGUUUAAGAUGAUUAAUUUUUGUUAAGAUAAUAUAACAGUAAGCUUCAAACUUACAUCAUUCCUGAAUAAAUAAAUUUGUCGUGACUUCA